Messenger RNA from Sphaeramia orbicularis (orbiculate cardinalfish), 1486 nucleotides. RefSeq names its product troponin T type 1 (skeletal, slow) (gene tnnt1). Gene Ontology annotation, molecular function: tropomyosin binding; troponin T binding. The coding region runs from base 671 to 1414 and encodes 247 amino acids. Gene Ontology annotation, biological process: sarcomere organization; slow-twitch skeletal muscle fiber contraction; regulation of muscle contraction. The transcript has 14 exons. Gene Ontology annotation, cellular component: troponin complex. The record is from RefSeq and is a predicted model, not a curated record. Lineage: Eukaryota; Metazoa; Chordata; Actinopteri; Kurtiformes; Apogonidae.
AUAACAGAUGGCAAAACCUAUGAUCCCUCUCUCAUAAGAAAUGAUCAUAAAGAAGUGGUUACUCACAGCCCUGACAGACAAAGGGAAGUUCUGAUUGACAGAGUGCACUGAGCCAUUUCCCAUCAUGCCUCAUACCCCCACAGUGGUGUGAGGACUCUGGUGAACUUGCCCAGUUAGUGUAUUCAUUAACCAAUCCAUGACCGCUCUGAGUGUCCCCCACAGACCACAGCCACACCGCCGCCCCAUCUUUUUUCAGCCCAAUCCAGAGCUGUCCGUUCACACCGGCGGCUGCUGCCGUGUUGCUCAGCCUCUUCAAGUCCUCGCGGUCUCCUAUAACGGCGAGGUCAAAGUAGUUCUCUCUGCAGUACACCUGGGCAUCAUUCCAGGACUUGGCCAGAGGGAUCAGCUGUGAGGUCACCAUCAAACCCUUCACUCAUUAUCCUGUCUGUCAGACUUCGUCUUACACUCCCAAUCGCCAACAAUAAUCCACAUCCAUUCCCUGUCCCCCUUUUUCCAAAAUCCUGCCUGAUACGCAGGACACGCACACACAUUUUAUUCCAAGUCACCUCCUUGUCAUCCUACCUUAUAUAAAGCUGUUCUCCCUCCUGCCUGUUACACCUCGUGUUCUCACCCCAGUGAGCUCCCCUCUCCACUGAUCACACACGGCGCCAUGAUGUCUGAUGUGGAAGACCAUGGAGGCCACCAUGAAGAGGAGGAUGAGGAGCAGGGAGAGGGAGAAGAACGCCCCAAAUACAAGCCACUGGUCACUCAGCUCGCUGCUCCUAAAAUCCCAGAGGGCGAGAGGGUCGACUUUGAUGACAUCCACAGAAAAAGGAUGGAGAAAGACCUUCUGGAGCUGCAGACUCUGAUUGAUGUCCACUUUGAGCAGAGGAAGAAAGAGGAAGAGGAGCUGAUUGGACUCAAAGAGAGGAUUGAGAGCCGCAGGGCAGAAAGAGCUGAGCAGCAGCGCGUGAGGGCAGAAAAAGAGCGGGAUAGACAGACAAGGAUUGCGGAGGAGAGACAGAGGAAAGAGGAUGAGGAGGCGAAGAAGAGGGCAGAUGAUGAAGCAAAGAAGAAGAAGGUGCUCUCCAACAUGGGGGCUCACUUUGGCGGGUUCUUGGCCAAGGUGGAGCAAAGGCGAGGCAAAAGGCAAACCGCACGGGAAAUCAAGAAGAAGACUCUGGCGGAAAGACGCAAGCCACUGGCGAUAGAGAACCUGAGAGAAGACAGCCUGAGAGAACGAGCCAAGGAGAUGUGGGAAUGGAUUUACCACCUGGAGUCAGAAAAAUUUGAUUUAACCGAAAAGAUGAAGAGGCAGAAAUAUGAGAUAAAUGUCCUUCUGAACAGAAUCCAACACGCUCAGAAAUUCAAAAAGGUCCAUGGAAAGGGAAAGGUUGGAGGGCGCUGGAAGUAAACACCCAUACAGGAAGGAACAAGAGGACACUUGACUGGUUUUAGGCAAAUAUAGCGACAAUGCAACAAAAUU